AUGCCUUCCAAGACUGCCCUCUUUUUCGCCGCCACUCUGGCCCUGGCCACCUCAGCCGUCGCCGAGGCUGACCGUCCGCGCAUCUAUUAUCCCCAGCGUGCCAAGAAGGAUGAUGCUGCUCAGUUCGACAUCGAUGGCGACACCGACGACGACAACCUGGAGGUGAAGCGCGACUUCUUCAGCUCCAUCAUGAGCGACCUUGGCGUCAAGAAUGGCGGCGGCAACGACUUCAGUGACAUUACCAACCUCUUCAAAACCAAGAGCCAGGACACUCCCACCACCACUGUCAUCGUUGACCAGACCGUCGUUGUGCCUGGUGGCACUGGUGUUGCCAACCCUAACCCGGAGCCACAGCCUACCACCUCAUCCACUCGAAGCGUACGCCCCCGGCCCUCGACCACCCGCUCCGGCAUCCUUGUUGGACCUAGCGGCGUCAUCUUCCCGUCCUCCUCGUCCGCGUCGAGUGCGAGCAGAAGCACGACCCCCGCCGAAUCUCAGUCUUCCACCACUCCCGAGUCGUCCUCCGUUCCUGAGUCUUCCACCGCCGCCCAGUCUGCCACUGCUCCCCAGUCUACCACUACACCGCAGGAGACUGCCACCCCGACAUCGCACCAGACCGCGGCCAGCACGACUCCUGCUACCACUCCUGCUACCACUCCUGCUACCACUCCUGCUACCACUCCUGCUACGACUGCUACCUCGAGCUCCGGCGGUGGCCUGCUGGAUCCCAUCAGCUCCAUUAUUGGUGGUAUUCUCCCUCCGGCUUCAUCUAGCAACAGCACCACACUUGAGCCCGAGACUACCCCUGUGAGCUCUUCUCCUGCCACUUCCUCCACACCCGUCGGUUCUUCGAUCGUGGCCACUACCGAUUCGACGGCCCCCGUUCCGUCGGCUACGCCCGGGUCCUCAACCGAGGCUGCCAACAGCACUGCGCCAGAGACUAGCAUCCAGACAACCGAGACGCCGACCAGCACCGGCACCGGCCUCCUCCCUAUCCUGACCUCGAUUGUCAGCUCGAUCCUGCCGGGUCCCACCUCUGAGUCUACUACCACCAAUGUUACCUCCACGGAGGGUACCCAGACCCCCACGGAAGGUACCCAGACCCCCACGAGCUUGCUACCUACGAGCUUGCUACCGACCAGCCUGCUACCGACCAGCCUGGUUCCCAUUUCUACGACCGAGACUACUACUACCGCUACCCCUACCUCAGGCAGCCCUACUGAGACGAGCGGUCAAAGCUCUACGGAGACUAGCACUCAAACUACAGGCUUCCCGACCCUUACGCCGCCAACGCUGACGCCGACUCUUCUCCCCGGUGGCAACUCUACCACCACUGGCGGACAGACGAGCAUUCAGACUCCGACGCUGACUCCCACCGACUCUGUCAACAGCACGGAGACCGCGACGACGGCAACCCUCACGUCAACCACCCUGCCCACCUCUACUGAUAUUGGUAUCAUCACCUCGUCCCUGUCCAGCAACGGUACUGAGCCUGCCACCACCACUUCGAUUGUGCCUACCAGCACCGCCGUCGAGACCACCGUCGCCGAGACCACAACGACCACGACCUUCACCUCGACCGCUACCCCGACCGGUGUCACAAGCAUCGCUCCCACUGGCACUGGCUCUGGUACUAGCGACUGGCUGCCUACCACGAUGAUUGUCGAGCCUACCAGCUUCAGCUUCACUGCGCCGACCACGACCCAGACUGCCGCCACUACCACGGCGCUGCCCUCGGAUAUCCCCAAGGUCAUUAUUCCCGCGGAGGGCGACAAGCCUGCUCCCAAGGACACGGUCCCUAUCCAGAUUGGCUUCAAGUUCCCUCUAAACUACGACUUUGUUUCCGGCAACACGGCUGCUGCCGCUCAGAUCUUCCGCCUGCUUCCCAAGGCUCUUGCUGAUGCUAACGGCAUUGACGUGGACAAGGUCCAGAUCUCGAAGCUUGUUCCCUUUGACACUCGCGAAACUGCUGGAUACAUUACCACGCUCGCCAAGCUCCACUACCCCGAGACUCUGGUCAACUCGCUCAAGUCUAGCAUCUGGGCCCCCAACUCGAAGCUGUACAACAACCCCUCGGAGCUUGUCAACAACCUGACGGCGCUUAUCAACCCCACGAUUGAUGUUCUCGGUGACAACGACGAUGAGGGUGUCAAGAAUGGCGGCGGCGGCUCCAACAACAGCAACGAUGCCUUUGGCUCCGGCGGUGACCAGACUGGCCAACAGUCUGGCAAGCAGCGUGCUACCACGGCCGGUAUUGUCAUGGGGGCUGUUGGUCUUGGUGCCAUGUACGGUGCGGCCAUGUUCAUCGUCGCGCGCCGCUACAAGCGCAAGCGUCAGAACCAUCGCCGGUCCAGCUCCAUCUCGUCUGUCGGUCGCUCCGAGGGUCGCUCCGAGGAGAUGCGGUACGCCGGCAACGGCAGCCCUGCUCUGAUGGGCGGUGCUCUUCUCAGCCCCAACAACCGUGGUACGUACGGUGGCCAGAGCCAGACCAGCCAGGGCUCUGCUCGCACUGCCAACAUCUCGGCGCCCGUUGCCACUGAGAACUCUCUCGGCUGGAACUAA
This is a messenger RNA of Cordyceps militaris CM01, 2562 nucleotides long. RefSeq lists its product as uncharacterized. NCBI's taxonomy places the organism in Eukaryota, Fungi, Ascomycota, Sordariomycetes, Hypocreales, Cordycipitaceae. Gene Ontology annotation, biological process: fungal-type cell wall organization; signal transduction involved in filamentous growth; hyperosmotic response. Bases 1 to 2562 code for a protein of 853 amino acids. The transcript has a single exon. The record is from RefSeq and is a predicted model, not a curated record. Gene Ontology annotation, cellular component: site of polarized growth; extracellular region; plasma membrane. Gene Ontology annotation, molecular function: osmosensor activity.